AUGUCUCGUCACGGUCGCGUCUCCCGACUCAACGUGUUGCAACAGGGCGGUUCUGUUCCACAACCACGGUCGUAUUCCUCCGUGUCCAAAGACGAGUCAAAACCAGCCGCUACCAAACGCCCACCAUUCAGGCUUCACCUUGAAGAGUCCCCUGGACUUUUGGCUACAAAGACCGACAGAGGCGAUCGGGAGCAGAACGAGGAUAGAUCCUCUUACGCGCUCCUCCAAGUGCCGUGCCCUGAGGAUCCCGAUACGACGCUUGAUGUGUAUUGGUUUGCCGUAUUUGAUGGCCACGGCGGUAGCGAAUGCUCCGAAUACCUUAAAUCCCACCUCCACACCCAUUUCUCCACCGUCACCUCCAUCGAUCUUCAGUCCACGCUAACCGAGCUCUCCACCUUUUACAACCGUCCAUUAUCCGUAACCCACCCCCCACCGCCCCACACCACCGAACAUUCCAAAUGGACAGACCCACUCACCCUGCAACAGCGCCUGUACGUCGCGUUCCUGAAAGCCGAGUUGGAGUUCUUCAAAACCCAUGACGGGAACGCGGAUAGCGUCGGCUCAACGGCCUCGGUGGUCGUCAUCCGCCCCAUCCAUCGGGACGAGACCACCUCCCCCCCAUCAUCGUCAACAGGAGCAACAGCCCGCACCCUCGACACCCAAACCAUCCAUCUGGACCUCCUCAUAGCGCAUCUCGGCGACUCCCGCAUCCUCCUCUGCGCCGGGGAUAAAGGCAUCGCGCACCCGCUGACGACCGCGCAUGUCCCAAGCGUGGAAUCGGAGAAGGCCAGGAUUACCCAGUUGGGCGGGUUUACAACUGCUGUGCCGGUGCCGACGAGUGAGGGGGAUGGACCGGGGGAUACGGAUUCUGCGCAUCAUCGAGCAAGGCGUGGGGAGGCCGUCAAGGAGUUUCCAUCGUCUACAACAACGUCGUGUUCCUCGUCCGAUUCUGCUGCAGACCAACCUGACCCAUCCUCCUCGUCAUCGCCCCCCGAACUCGUCCUAGGCGCCCUCGCGGUCUCCCGCUGCUUCGGCGACCUCAAAUUCAAGAAAUUCGGCGGAGUCAUCGCUGAACCGCAGAUUGUCAAACGCACAUUGGAUCACCGGCACAACGCGGCGUUCCUGUGUCUUGUUACGGAUGGCGUCAGUGGCGUCGCGUUUGAUCAGGAGAUUUGUGAUGUGGUCAAAAACGCACCUACACCAGCCCAAGCCUGCGACGCCGUCAUCAAACUCUCCGACUCGCUCGGGUCCACAGAUAACAAAACGGUCACCAUCGUGCGAUUGCCGGGCUGGAUGGGUCCUCCAACGAGCGCCUCCCAACCGUCCUCAUCCUCCUCUUCCACAUCAUCUGCAUCUACAACACCGUCGGCUCGGGAAUCGAUGAGCGGAACGACACCCGAACGGUCCUGGUGGUUCUGGCUCCGUAAACAUCACGUGCUGAUUUCCGAAGCUAUUCUGGGUCCCAAUACGCCGAUCUGA
Molecule: messenger RNA, 1479 nt
Organism: Fimicolochytrium jonesii
Lineage: Eukaryota; Fungi; Chytridiomycota; Chytridiomycetes; Spizellomycetales; Powellomycetaceae
Product: phosphatase 2C-like domain-containing protein
Exons: 7
Coding region: 1-1479 (492 amino acids)
Biological process (GO): protein dephosphorylation
Molecular function (GO): protein serine/threonine phosphatase activity
Source: RefSeq, a predicted model, not a curated record